GUCUGUCAUCACCCAUCUACUUGUAUUUAUAAUAACGUACAGAAGGGACCACCAUGCGGCUGUCACUCGCACGCCAGCGUCCUUGACAUGUCUGACAUCACAAACCAGAUACUCGAGUCUGAAGCUGACGGCGGAGACAAAAAAGCAGAAGACUCCGUCACGUCCCUGGCACUGCCCUCCUUACAUGGCGAUUACGAGCUGACAACCAUUCGCGUUCAAGAACAGGAUGGUUCUCAGAAGCCACGUAGCAGCACAAGCAAACAGCUGACUCUGUCGAGCAGCCGUACAGAUAUUUUAGUCGUUGACUGGGAUGGCCCAAAUGACCCUCUCAAUCCCAAAAAUUGGAGCUUGAGACGCAAAUGGACCGUGACCAUAAUCGUAUCAGCGUUUGCUUUCAUUAGUCCGAUUUCUUCCGCUAUGGCUGCGCCCGCUACUGGCCAAGUGGCUGCUACCUUCGGGAUUAACAACAAUGUUAUACUCGCACUCACAACAUCCAUCUUUGUGCUUGCAUAUGUGAUAGGGCCCUUUUUUGCAUCCCCGAUGAGUGAGAUUUAUGGCCGGUCACGCGUUUUGAUAUUGGGAAAUCUAUGGUUUCUUGCAUGGAAUCUUGGCUGUGGAUUCGCACGGACAGAAUACCAGCUUCUUGCCUUUCGAUUCCUCGCUGGCCUCGGAGGCAGCGCACCAUCGACUGUUGGCGCUGGUGUUUUGGGUGAUUGCUGGCGAGCAGAAGAGAGGGGGAAAGCGAUCGUUCUUUACUCCUUGGCACCGCUGUUGGGACCUGUCUUGGGACCUAUCACAGGCGCCUGGAUCGCUGAACGCUCGACAUGGAGAUGGGUUUUUUGGUCUACGUCCAUUGUCGAUGCAGUUGUUCAGAUCCUCGGCAUGUUUUUACUCCAAGAGACUUACGCCCCCCUCUUGUUGGAAAGGAAAGCACAACGGAUGCGCACCUCAGCAGACGCCGAAAGAGCCCCAUACAGAGAAAUCCGCACCGUAUUUGAAGGUGAACAUCGCUCUUGGCAGGCCAUCAUGAGCAAAGCACUCCGUCGCCCUUUCGCACUCCUUUUCCGCGAACCGAUCGUGCAGCUGCUUGGCGUUUAUAUGGCAUACAUAUACGGCAUAUUCUACCUCUUCUUGACGACGAUCCCAUCAAUUUUUCAGGGCGUAUACCAGCAGCCGGUAGGGAUUUCUGGUCUUCACUAUAUAUCGCUUGGCAUAGGGUUGACGGUGGGAUCGCAAUUAAACGCGAGAGCUAUGGAUAGGAUAUAUGUUCGUCUGAAGAGUAAAAACGGAGGAGUUGGGAAGCCGGAGUUCAGAUUGCCUGCUAUGUUCCCCGCAACCCUGCUACUUCCAAUAGGGUGUUUGAUCGCCGGUUGGAGUGCUCAAGCACAUACUCAUUGGAUAAUUCCAGAUAUCGGCAUCGCGCUUGUGGGAUCAGGAAUUAUACUAAAUUUCCAGUGUAUACAGCUCUACAUCGUUGACGGUUUUACGCUUCAUGCGGCUUCGGCGUUAGCCGCAGUCUCUUUCCUACGGUCACUAUCAGGCUUCGCAUUUCCUUUGUUUGCUCCAGCGAUGUACAUCGCACUCGGGUUCGGGAAGGGCGACACGGUCCUUGCAGUCGCUGCAAUCGUGAUUGGCUGCCCUGCGCCCUGGAUAUUUUGGCAUUACGGAGAGCGGAUACGAAAAAGCAGUCCAUAUGCGCAGUCGCGAUGAGCCUGGGCGUGCGCGCUUGUUAGCCUUAAUUGAAAUUGGCCAAAGAUUGGAAUUUGGCCAAGGAAGCACGAGGCACACAAACACAGAAGCGAACUGA
This is a messenger RNA of Suillus clintonianus, 1807 nucleotides long. RefSeq names its product MFS polyamine transporter. Gene Ontology annotation, biological process: transmembrane transport. Bases 88 to 1710 code for a protein of 540 amino acids. Gene Ontology annotation, molecular function: transmembrane transporter activity. The transcript has 14 exons. Lineage: Eukaryota; Fungi; Basidiomycota; Agaricomycetes; Boletales; Suillaceae. The record is from RefSeq and is a predicted model, not a curated record.